Molecule: messenger RNA, 1727 nt
Organism: Rhodotorula graminis WP1
Lineage: Eukaryota; Fungi; Basidiomycota; Microbotryomycetes; Sporidiobolales; Sporidiobolaceae
Exons: 12
Coding region: 308-1675 (455 amino acids)
Biological process (GO): protection from non-homologous end joining at telomere; double-strand break repair via nonhomologous end joining; interstrand cross-link repair
Molecular function (GO): 5'-3' DNA exonuclease activity; damaged DNA binding
Source: RefSeq, a predicted model, not a curated record
GGAGGGCCCGACGUGCCCAGGCUGCAAGCUCCUGCUCGACACGCUGCCCAAGAAGAAGCGCGACCCGCACGUCGAGCGCUGCCUCGCCUCGUCCGCCUCGACCGACGCCACGCCGUCCAACGUCGGCGCGUCGACCUCGACGCCCGCCCCCUCUCGCGGCCUCCUCGCCCCGCUCUCGCGCCUGUUCUCGCGCGCGCCGCCCGACGCCGCCUCGACGAGCGCCAAGCCCGCCGCGCCCGACGUCAAGGGCAAGGGCAAGGCGCCCGUCUCGCUCCUGUCGUCGCUCCCGAACGCGUUCACGGCGCUCAUGGCGGGCCACACCGAGACGAAGCAGUGGAAGGCGGCCGAGGAGGCCGACAAGCAGAAGGGCCGCAGACCAAAGGGCGAGGAGAAGAAGGUGCCGUUCUACAAGUGGAUCGACGGUCUCGAGAUCACGGUCGACGCGUUCAAGUACGGCCGCAUCGAGGGCUGCAAGGGCUACUUCCUGUCGCACGCGCACUCCGACCAUUACCAGCAGCUGUCGUCUUCAUGGUCACACGGCCCGAUCUAUGCGUCGCAGACGACCAUCAACCUGAUCAAGCUCAAGCUCGGCGUCAAGGACGAGUGGCUGCACGCCCUGCCGCUCGACGAGACGGUCAAGGUCGACGGUAUCGACGUCACGCUCAUCGACGCCAACCACUGCCCGGGCUCGGUCCUCUUCCUCUUCGAGGGCCCGCACACGGACCCCAAGUCGCCGUACAGCAAGACCCCGAACCGCAUCUUCCGGUACCUGCACUGCGGCGACUUUCGCGCCUCGCCCCAGCACAUCCACGCGGCGCCGCCGUUCGUCGACCCGCUCCCCGGCCGCAUCCAGAAGAAGCUCGACGCCAUCUACCUCGACACGACCUACCUCGCGCCGUCGUACUGCUUCCCGGCCCAGGAGCUCGUCAUCAACGCGUGCGCCGACCUCGUGCGCGAGCGCAUCCCCGACGUCAAGCCGGACGUCAAGCCCAAGACGGAGCGCCUGCUCGUCCUCGUCGGCACCUACUCGAUCGGCAAGGAGCGCGCACCUGACACCCGUCGUGUGUACGCCUGCAGCAUCGUCAAGGCCAUCGCGCACGCCCUGUCGACCAAGAUCUACUGCGACGCCCGCAAGCGCGACCUGUUCCUCGCGCAAGACGACCCCGACCUGCACUCGCUCCUCACCGACGACCCGCUCGCCGGCCAAGUGCACGUCGGCUGGCUGCGAGACAUCAACCGCGAGGUCAUGAGCGACUACUUGGCCAAGUACAAGGCGCCGAGGGUCGAGGGCGGGUUCACCAAGAUGAUCGGGUUGCGCCCGACCGGCUGGACGUACCGGUCCGAGACCAAGGACAAGGUGCCGUCGAUCCCCAAGAUCCUCGCGCUCGAGCAGCAGCGCAAGUUCUCGCCUGCGGGACUGUACCCUCAGCGCGACUCGACGCCGAUGUGCAUGGCCUUCGGCGUUCCUUACUCGGAGCACUCGUCCUUCUUCGAGCUCACCUGCUUCGCCCUCUCGCUCGACUACACGCGCAUCAUCCCGACCGUCAACGUGCACACGGCCGGCUCUCGGACCAAGAUGAAGAGCUGGAUCGACAGGUGGGCGGCCGAGAAGAAGCGUCGCGCCGACGCGAGGAUGCCGCGCAUCGUCCCCUUUCGCGCCUUGACGUACUGGUGAGGCAGUCUCUCGCCGUCGUGCUCUCCCUGCAGUGCAUCUCGCUUUGCCCAGA